Molecule: messenger RNA, 984 nt
Organism: Penicillium lagena
Lineage: Eukaryota; Fungi; Ascomycota; Eurotiomycetes; Eurotiales; Aspergillaceae
Exons: 1
Coding region: 1-984 (327 amino acids)
Source: RefSeq, a predicted model, not a curated record
AUGUCCACCAAGAAAAUCAUCGCCAUCGUCGGCGCCACGGGCACCCAAGGCUCCUCAGUUGCCCACACAUUUCUAGAUCUGCCCAAUUGGCAUGUCCGCGCUCUGACGCGGACGCCAAUUUCCGCACAAGCCCUAGCCGACAAAGGUGCGGAGGUAAUUCAGGCCGACCUAAACGACCCAGAUUCUCUCUCCCGUGCCUUCAAAGACGUACACGCCAUCUUCUUGAACACCGACUUCUGGGCACCCUUCCGCGCCGCUCUGGCAUCAGGGAUAGACCACGAAACGGCCUGCAAAAUCGGGUACGACACUGAAGUGACAAAUGGCAGAAAUGCCAUCUCCGCUGCGGCGAAGGUCCCCACGCUCGAACGAUUCAUCUAUUCGGCCCUGGGACCAAUGAACCGCGCCUCGGGCGGGAAGUAUCCAGACUCGCACCACUGGGAGACGAAGGCGUUCCUGGUAGACUAUCUCAAUGACCAGGAGAAGGAGCUGGCGACCAAAACCUCGCUUAUCUAUAUCGGCGCAUAUCUGCACAACCCGUUCCUGUACCCCAAGCCACAGAAAGAAACCGGUGGGGCAUAUGCGAUGGUUAUACCAGCCAGCAAGCAGAUGCGGAUGCCGAUUAUCGACACCGCGGUCUCGACGGGUCCGUUCGUGCGCGCUUUGGUUGAGGAUGAGGCGCCGCGGACGAAACUGCUUGCGUACGAUGAGUAUCUCACUCUCGAGCAGAUUAUCGAGGUUUGGGAGAAGGUUACGGGAAAGAAGGCGGCCUUCGUGCAGAUGGGUCUGCAGGAGUUGCACGAGAUGUCCGGUGUGCCGCUCGAGAUUCUGUAUGCACCUGCGUUUCUGGAUGAGUUUGGGUAUUGUGGUGGGGUUGACGGGGUGAUUGAGCCGGCGCAGUUGAAGGCCAAGGUGAACGUGAAGACGUUUGAGGAGUCGAUUAGCAGGUUGGAUAUGGAUUUUGUGCUAGGACUUCAGGGUAAAUAG